CCUUCACCAAAUUACUAGCCAGCCUUGAGCGACGAUCAUCGAGCAAUUCCAACGACGAGUACGAUGAUGAUGACGGCAAUGACAAUGACGAUAUGGAUAAAGAUGAUGAUGAUGAGAUUGAAGUUAAAACAACCGAAGAAGUAUUGAACAAAGUAGUCGAAGUGAGCGAAGUAAGCGAAGUGAGGAUCGAAGAUGACAUCGAUGAUAUUUGGGCAAAUAAAUCUCCGGAAUACCAACCAGCUACGCCUACGUACAUUAAAAGUCAAUUUGGCAAAGAUGUAGCUACCAUUAAAGAGAAGCAAAAUGCGUCAAAGAGGGCUUUCGAAGAUGUGCCUCUACCUGAUCUCCCUACACGACCCGUCGCACCGGUAAAAUUAAUUGAAAACAAAUCUAAUGCCACUAGCACCUUUUCAGGAGACAUAGGUCCUAAUACAAAUAAAUCUAGCAGUAGUAGUAGUAGUAGUAGUUGUACUAGCUUAAGCAGUGAGCUUGAAUGUGAACGCACUUUUGACGAUGCCAAAAACGACGAUGAUGACGGUAGUAAGACAUUGCGUGAGACGGUAACUGCAACGAACAUGAACUUGCACCAUCUGGCGUUAACAAAAUCAAAAGCACAAAAUUCAAAAUCAAUAAAAACGCAUCCUGCUGAAAUAUUGGCAAACAAUCAGAGUUUUAAAUCGGCCUCAAUUUCCUCAAGCUUAAACAAUUCCCAAACUCAGGAAGCAUACGCGGCGAAUUAUGAUUUGACAAGCAGAUAUAAUCCUUAUAAUGAUAAUCAAAAUGUAUAUAAUGAAAUUGGAAAUUCUGAUUCAUUGUAUGAACUUCAGUUUAGUCGCUCAGCAGUUGGUGGUUCCAAGGUGUUGAUGAAUUGUCAUCCCUGCAAUGCGGACGAAUAUGAUGGUCUGGAGUUUGAGUCGCGCUUCGAGUCGGGUAAUCUGGCAAAGGCGGUGAUGAUUACACAAACCUAUUAUGAGCUAUAUUUACGUUCCGAUUUAUAUACGAGCCGAUCGAAACAAUGGUUCUAUUUUCGUGUGCGUCGAACUAGGAAGAAUGUCAUUUACAGAUUUUCCAUCGUGAACUUGGUCAAGUCCGAUAGUCUGUACAACGAUGGCAUGCGUCCGCUCAUGUAUUCGACCAUCGACGCCAAACAGAUACGUGAAGGCUGGAAGCGUUGUGGCACAAAUAUCGCCUACUAUCGCAACGAUGAUGACACACCAUCUGAGGAGGAGGAGGAGAAUUGCUCCUAUACGUUAACAUUUAAUAUUGAAUUUCAACACGACAACGAUACGGUGUACUUCGCACACAGUUAUCCGUACACGUACAGUGACUUGCAGGAUUAUCUGAUGAAUAUACAAAAGGAUCCUGUAAAAUCGAAAUUUUGUAAAUUAAGACUUUUGUGUCGCUCGCUUGCGGGUAACAAUGUGUAUUAUUUAACGGUAACCGCGCCGGUUCCGGACGAAGAAGCGAUGCGGAAAAAGAAGGCCAUUGUAGUAUCGGCGCGUGUACAUCCCAGCGAAACGCCUGCCUCAUGGAUGAUGAAAGGCCUUAUGGAUUUCAUCACCGGCGAAACGUUGGCAGCCAAAAGACUGCGACAUCGCUUCAUUUUCAAGCUUAUACCAAUGCUCAAUCCGGACGGUGUGAUUGUAGGCAAUACGCGCAACUCGUUGACGGGCAAAGAUCUAAAUCGACAAUAUCGCACCGUUAUACGGGAAACUUAUCCAUCCAUUUGGUAUACAAAAGCCAUGGUUAAAAGACUGAUUGAUGAAUACAAAGUUGUCUUGUACUGUGAUAUGCACGCCCACUCGCGCAAGCACAACAUUUUCGUUUAUGGCUGUGAGAAUAAACGCAAUCCCGAAAAGAAGCUCACGGAACAAGUAUUUCCGUUAAUGCUGCACAAGAAUGUCGCUGAUAAGUUUUCUUUUGAAAGCUGUAAAUUUAAGGUGCAACGCAGCAAAGAGGGUACUGGCCGCAUUGUGGUUUGGAUGUUGGGCAUCACAAACAGUUACACAAUUGAGGCAUCAUUUGGCGGGUCAUCGUUGGGGUCGCGCAAGGGUACCCACUUUAAUACGGCGGACUACGAGCACAUGGGACGCGCCUUCUGUGAGACUUUACUAGAUUAUGGCGAUGAAACACCAAAUAAAGAACGCUUGCGUUUGAAAAUCAUUGAACGCCUUUUGAAAGAAGGUUCCAACGCCGACGAACCACUAAAUAUACCACUAUCCGAUUAUUCCAGCGACGAGGGUGGUGUAUCCAGUUCAGAGAACGAAUGCCGUGGUUCCAGUUUUUCUGAUUUGGAAGGACCCUGCUGCACUCUAUCUAGAGCGCCACCAUCUACUCCAGAAGCAGAGGCGCAAACUCGCCGGCACAAACUAAGCCGCAUGCGUCGAGUUAUGCAUGAGCUUGAUCGCAUCUACUUUCAACCGUUAUUUCAAAAGAAAUUCCGCUGUUUUAUGCGUUAUAAACCUGGCAAACCGAAACGGGCCAAUAAGAAGAGCUCGAAAAAGAAGAGUAUCAGUAGUGUUCAAGAUGGCGCUAAAUCGCAGACACGUCGACUGCGCGGUGGCGUUAUAAAUGGCGAUGGUAUGAGCACACAAGAGAGUUUAUAUGAGGAGAUUUUUCAGGAUGCGCUGGAUGGCCUUUCACAUGCAAGUGUAUCAGAUUCAGUAAAUCCAUCUGAGGAUUGUGUAUUCUUAUCUGCCGAAGGUGGUACGGAUGAUUCGAGGCAAGAUUGUAGAAAAGUUUCGCGCAAGUUUCAUGCCACCAAGAAAAGGUCCAAGGAAACGAAAGCUAUUAAAGAGCCACCACAACAACAACGUUUAGUUGUUUCUAGAAAACUUCGCAUGUGGUUGGCGGAUAGAAAAAUAUUCAUCUACCGCAGUAAGAUAAAGCAUCGUAAACUUCGCGCACGUCGCUCACAUAGUCAUCGCAAACGAAGCGAAACACGCAUAGCACUGGAUCUUCCCACCACCGACCCCAGCGCAGAUUUGAUAUUCUCCACCGACGAAGAGCCAAACGCACCUGACGAGGACGAUUGUUUGCCGCAAUAUUGCACUGUACCGCGCGUACGUGCACGCCGUCUAUUGCAAAGCGAGCUGCAGCGCCGCUAUAUUGAAGAAAUUGGCGAUAACGCAACUGGGCGUUCAAGAGCCAAGAUGCCGCCCGAAUUGAUUAUUACAUCACCAUCUAAGGGCACAAAAGUCACUGUAAUCCCGAAAAUGACUUCUUCGCAAAGGGUAACGGAUGCAUUCGGCACUCUCGAAUUUCCGGUAACCUUCAAGCCGGCUAGGCGCACCAACUCAUGGCAUAACCUCAACAAUGGAGCGCCAAAACCGGUGUGUAUGGCGCGUCAAAAUUAUAGAAUGCCCAGCUCCUACACUCUCGGCGAAAGUAAAAUAGAAGAGUUAGAUUUGAAGCUGUCAUUGAAAAAAAGGUACUGGACGGGUGUAAAAUCUGAUAAAAGCAAAGAAGAACACCAACGGCCACUUUCAUGGAAUCAACAAAUAUUGCGCCAGCACACAUCGGGACAACAGUCCAGACAUGGAGCGUUUGAACGACUAAAAAAACCAUCACGUGAAAAACUAGAGGAUACCAGUCACCGCAAAGCCGACAAUGAAGCCUUUCUUAACGCCUGUUCACAGAAGCUAUUGCAUUGGCAACAAGAGCUAAAUAAUGUAGGCAGAACUUUUGUGGCCAAAGAUGCCAAUGCGUCGCCAAUGCUAAGCAGAAAAAUUAGUAUUCAAAUGGGUGCUCUGGCAUUAGGUAUGCCGGAAAUUAUUGAGGAUGAGCGAACUAUGCGUAUAUUUCGAAAGGUUUCACAAGUGAAAAAGGAGCUAAAGGCCCCCACAAAAGAUGAGGCUGGAAUUGUCGACCACAAGUUGAAACGGCGAAGCAAUGCACUCACGAAGAUCGCCGAUACAUCACAGCUUAUUGCGCGCCUAACUAAAGGUAGAUCGAAAAGCCGAGGCCACGGUCACGCCACCGCAAAGCGUACUAACAACACCAAUUCGCAUCAACAAGCUGGACUUUCUUCAAAUGCAUCCAAAGCGCGUAUACCGGGCGUUAAUCGCUUCAAAACCGGAAGCAUUGUAGUAACGGCAGUGCAGCAGUCGUCGACAAAGAAAGUUAAGAAAGUGCAUCGCAGCAGCAAAUCACAACUCUCACUUAGUUGCGUAGCUGACGGUACAUGCAAAAAGGAUCAAAACAAUGGUGCUGGUGGAAGCACAAAGCUUAGUAAGACCAAUCUAUCAAUUAAGUCCUCGCUGAAUUCGAACACUUUCGUUCGUAAAGUGAAGACAAAACUAACCAAAAAGAAGUCAAGCCAUACACGCGAGGAGACUACUAAUAUAGCACCAAGUAGUCGUGCUUUGGUUAAUAACAAUAGCAUCAUCACCAACAACAGUAUUUAUGGAGUGCCUUUAUCACGAAAGAUGUAAUACUUCUUUAAUGAAAUGAUAAAGAAUUGAGAUUAAUAGUAACAAUGUUUAAUGGUACUAUAGGUAAUUUUUAAAGGUAUUUUGUAUGUAGUUAACAAAAAUAAAGGCUAGAAUUUAGUAUAGUGCCGAUCGCUUUGGAAAAAACGGUAAAAAGGGGGUGAUAGAGGGGUGUAUCCCCAUCUUAAAACUGAAAACAGAACCUGCCGGAGGCUUAUAGUUUUUAAGUAAUUUAAUGUUAAAGUUCUAUAAUUUAGCGAAAAGUUGGUGUUGCCAUACACCUGAAAUGAAAACGAAGUUCGCACGCAAGGAUGUUCAGUGGAAGGUUC
This is a messenger RNA of Anastrepha ludens (Mexican fruit fly), 4759 nucleotides long. RefSeq lists its product as uncharacterized. Gene Ontology annotation, biological process: proteolysis. Gene Ontology annotation, molecular function: metallocarboxypeptidase activity; zinc ion binding. NCBI's taxonomy places the organism in Eukaryota, Metazoa, Arthropoda, Insecta, Diptera, Tephritidae. The coding region runs from base 93 to 4433 and encodes 1446 amino acids. The record is from RefSeq and is a predicted model, not a curated record. The transcript has 15 exons.